AUGCCCAACGACAACCUCCUCACCGACGAAUAUGUCGCUGAGCUGCUGGCUAAAGAGGCAGACGACUGCUCGCUAAAAUACUCCAGCAUGGGUAUGGAUGCGUUCCGCACCGACAAGAAACCGGCAAACCUGCCCAAGCCAAACACCCGUUUCCUGCGUCACAUCAUCAAGGACACCAACACGCACAACAAGAACCUCCUCGCCAAGGAGGCGGCUGAGUCCCGCGCGCGGCUGAAGGACCUCGAACACGCCGAUGAGAAGGAGAGGCGGAGGAAGGCCGGGCCCCAGGACAUCCGCAGGCGGCAGAUGGGCGACAUCAAGGCCAUCUUGGGAGACCGCAAGGACACGCCGGAGAGCCUGUUUGCAGUGUACUAUUCAAAUACGGCCACUGUUGAGCCCCGAUCAGCCGCGCCUUUCAAGUGGGAGCGAUCCGGCAGCGGUCGGCGGGAACGGGAGCGGGAGUCUGCCGGCGGCGGCGGCGGUGGCGACAUGUCCGACUCGGACCCGCUGGACGACUUCAUCGGGCCGGCGCCGGCACAGCAAGUCCGAUCGCGGGGCCGCGGGGCGGCGGCGGGGACGUCGGGGAUCGACAAGCGCUUCGAGACGGACUACGACCCCAAGGCGGACGUGGAGACGGCAGAGGACGCGGCGGGGGCGGGGGACUGGGACGACGCCGUGGAGGCGUUCCGCGACCGGCAGAAGUGGCGGCAGAACCAGGAGCAGCGGAUGCGGGCGGCGGGGUACAGCGACGAGACGAUCAAGAAGUGGAGGGAGGGCGGCGAGCAGAGGGACGAGCGGGACGUGCGGUGGGCCAAGGCUGGGGAGAAGCGGGAGUGGGAUCGCGGCAAGGAGGAGGAGGGGGUCAGCGGGCUGUUUUCCGAGUUCAACUGA
Messenger RNA from Colletotrichum graminicola M1.001, 891 nucleotides. RefSeq names its product pre-mRNA-splicing factor 38B. The record is from RefSeq and is a predicted model, not a curated record. NCBI's taxonomy places the organism in Eukaryota, Fungi, Ascomycota, Sordariomycetes, Glomerellales, Glomerellaceae. The transcript has 4 exons. Bases 1 to 891 code for a protein of 296 amino acids.